CACAUAUGGAUCAGAAAGCAUAUACAUGAUAUUUUCAAGUUGUCUAACCAAAAUACAUUUAGAAAGGCGUAAUUACGAAAAUUUCCUUUUAUUUUUAGGUAAUUGCAAAAACUAACCUCAAAACUCGUAUCUGCCUCUACUCAUCUAUUGCCCAGAAGAAAGAUGCAAAUAAGGGAAGUGACAAAUUAAAAAAAGUUCUAAUAAACAAAAGUUCCAUCUUGUUUUCGCGAAAAAAGUGAACAUCUUUCUGAUAUUUGUUGCAUCAAAUCUCCACUUUGGUCCUCACUUUCUCGCAUGGCUGACAAGAACGAAGAUCCAUCAGUCGAACAAACCCACCAAUCUCUACCCUUUCUCGAGGUGUUGUGCAAGACUUCUGGGAAAAUCAGGCGUUUUUCGAUCGGAACUGAAGCGGGUUUUGCUGUUAAUUUGAUAAACAAGAAGUUGAUGUAUGAUAGCGAUGGUGUUGAGAAUGUUGUACUGGCAUCCCACAUCGAGGCUGUUAAAGAAGGAAGAGUAGAUGAAGAGCCUGUUAGCUUUGGCCACAGUUCUAUGCUAGUCGAUUAUGGACCCGAUUGGAAGUUGCGAACUGCCCUUGAAUCGCAAGACCACAUGGGCACAAGAAGAGUGCGGAAAGCUUCUGCUAAGGCUACCAAUGAUCAUCGUUCAGUGACGAAAAAAGAGUCGGCUAUCAGCAUUCUCUACAUUGGGAAGAUAUUGCUUGCAUUUCUUCUGAUAUUUGUAAUCGGUGCAAUUUUCACGUUGGCUCUAGAAAAUCUUCCUCGGUUCAUCUUGUUUAUCAACUCCUCGGUGUAAUACUCGGCACAUGAAACUCGUGGCUAUCUUUUUCAUGUUUGCUGAAUACAGGCACUGUCAAUAGCUUUACUUAGGAUGUGAUUGGAUAUGUAUUUGAUUGGUUUUUUUUUUUUAAUUGUACUUCAUUUUGAAAAAAAAAAAUAGUAUGAUUAGUUGUUGGUGGGAAUUUAAGUUUAAAUGAAAUAAUAUUUAAAAUAAAAUAA
Striga asiatica is the source of this 1016-nucleotide messenger RNA. Lineage: Eukaryota; Viridiplantae; Streptophyta; Magnoliopsida; Lamiales; Orobanchaceae. The record is from the annotation of a GenBank genome assembly.